CAGCACAUUGCUUUUGUAAUUUUUUGCAAGAAAGUUGUCGUCUGCGCUGCGAUUUUUUAAGUAAAUAUAUUACGUACGUCACAAAUCUACAGAAUUUGGGGAGGUUAAAAAAUCGGUCGCAACCGGGGACUAUCAUUGAUUGCAGCUAAGUGAAGACAGGCAUGCAGAGAGAUGAUUUUAUUCAAUAUAGCAGAAAGCAGUUAAUGUCACCGAGUGGUAAAAUAAUGUGAAGAAAACAAAUCCAGAACUUUUUUAGCAGAAAUUGACCAUAUUAAUUUGGCAAAAAGAGUCUUUUGCGGGUCAUUGCGUUGUACAUAGACAAUGAGACAAUGAAAGCAGAAAAAGCUGACCAAAUUAUUCCAGAAAUUGCAAUGCGAGGGGCGUCUAUGGCAGACAUCAAAGCAACAAUGGCAGAACAUACGAGCAAUGAAGAUGAGAUAACUCACCAAGAACAUCAAAUCAAUUUAAAAGUGCCUAACCACAACAAAAUCAUCACCUCACUGCUGGCUGGGGCCAUGGCUGGGGCUGUGGCAAAGACUGUGAUAGCACCACUAGAUAGAACAAAAAUCAACUUCCAGAUUUCCAACAAGCAGUUUUCGGCGCGGGGGGCGUUACUGUUCCUGAGGGACACAGUGCGGAGUGAGGGUGUCACCAAACUGUGGCGGGGGAACUCGGCGACCAUGGUCCGUAUUAUACCGUACGCCUCCAUACAAUAUGCUGCCCACGAACAGUAUAAACGACUGCUUAGUACUGACAAACGCAAACAACAUCUGCCUCCACACCUGCGGUUCCUGGCCGGGUCACUAGCGGGGGUCACCUCAUCCUCCCUCACAUAUCCCCUGGACUUGAUGCGAGCCAGAAUGGCCGUCACCCUGAAAGCUCAAUAUAGCAAUCUAUGGUCAGUGUUCCUACACAUCGUGCGGGCUGAGGGCCCUGCCACCCUCUAUAAAGGAUUCACCCCCACUGUGCUGGGAUCCAUACCGUACUCGGGUGCCAGCUUCUUCACCUACGAAACUCUCAAGAAGUGGCAUGCAGGUUACUGUGAUGGUAGAGACCCCGCCCCCAUAGAGAGGAUGGCGUUUGGGGCGGUGGCCGGUCUACUGGGACAAUCAGCCUCCUACCCCCUGGACAUCGUACGGCGCAGAAUGCAGACCGCAGGUGUGACAGGCCAAGGCAGCAUGUACACUUCCAUCUCCCAGACGGUCAAGGUCGUUUGGAGGUCAGAGGGCUGGAGGGGCCUCUACAAGGGGCUGAGCAUGAACUGGAUCAAGGGCCCCAUCGCCGUGGGAACUAGCUUCACGGUUUACGACACCUCGCUCCACUGGCUACGGAGCUUCACCUACUUCCACAUUGACGAGGACGACGGGACAUGAUGUGAAACUGUUGGUUAUAGACACUUGUUGAAAUUAUUGAUAGUUGUUUAAAAAUAUCCCCCUUAAUGAUAAAGAAUUCCCCUUCCCCCACAGUAUCAAACACACACACACACACACUUGCACUUCCAAAUUUGUUUCGUUAUAUGGGAUUCAUAUUGAAAUUCAUAUGAUUGCUAAGGUCACUGAUAUGUUGUUUUUUUGGUCCUGUCCAUUUGUUCAUAUUUCUUCCUGUUUUCAUUGAAACAAUAUUUUCACAGUUUUUAUUUACAGUUGUUUUGUCUUGUUCAUUAAUUAUUUUAUCUACAUAUAUUAAUUUUCCACCUUUAUAAAAGUCAAAUAUGCAUACUUGAUGAUGUUACUGAUAUGUCAUCUUUUUGCUUUGGACAAGGGGAAUGCCCUGUCAAACUGUCAAUGACUAAAAUAAAUCGAAACUUCUUUGGGUCCUUAACAUAGUAAAAAAUGUAGUUGUUACUGAUUCUCUACCGAAAUUUGUUUCGUUGUUAGAGUUUAUACAAGGCUUGUCUUUAUCAAGUUUUUAUUAGUAUUCAAACAGCCAACAAAUUUUCCUAGACAUUAAUGGUGACGACAAGGUCAUUUACUAAGUUCAAGGUCAACUUGAUCGGUUAUACAGUAAAACACGCUUAUAACGAAGUCCCAGGGACGGGCAAUUUAACUUCGUUAUAAGCGUAAUUCGUUAUAACCAUCAAGUUUACAACAUGAAAUAGGGACUUGGGGAAUGAAAUUCACUUCGCUGUAAGCGUCAAUUCAUUAUAAGCGUGUUCGCUAUAACCGUGUUUUACUGUAUUAUACCUUUGUUACUGAGAAAACUGAAAGUAAUGUGUGUUAAGGAUAAUAGCCAAAUGUAUAAACUGUCCAUGUACAAGUUUGUUUGAAGUAGUCAACACGUGUGAUUUUAAUUCCCUUACUCCUGUCUUUACUUUAUAACCUUUUGAUUGUUUGUGAUCAACAUAUAUUAUUUUUCAAAACAUGUUUAGUACAAGGUUUUGUUGGAGUCAUUACAUUAAUAUUUUGAAAAUGUGAUUCUUUCAUGCUUGGACAUAGUCACAUGGUCAGAUUUGACCAGUAAGGUGGUAUAGGACACCUGUCAUUAAUAAUAAAGAUACUCUCACCAGGUUUUUUUUUUAGAAAUUUCAAAUUUUACAAUUAUAUUUGACCGAAAGAUAUUUUUAAAAACUUUUUGGAAGCUCAUAAAGGCCCUUGCAGGAUUUGAACGUGUGACUAACAGUAGUGAACGCUCUAACCCAUUGCAUUUAAGGUAACAAUGUUGGGAAAGAAAAAGUUUAUAAAAUUAUGCUUGAAUUCAUUGUUUAUUUUGAUGGUACCGGUAAGUUCAUCCCAACAUAGAGGUGUCUUAUACCACCUUAAGCAAUUUUUUUUCACUAAAUUAUAGCAUCAUUUAAGCUAUGCACAAAGGAUCAAAAUACAUAUUAAUACACAAAAAUUUCAUAUCUAUAUGAACAUUUACAUACAUGAUACUUUUAUAUUUAGGUUUCUAUAAUUUAUUAAGUGAUUUUUAAGUUAACACAAUUUUUUAUUGUUUCCAUCUAUGAUACUUAAGAAGUUUGAUAGGUUUUCAUAAUUAAUUUAUGAAGUGAUUAGAAUAAUUUUUCUUGAAAACAAUUAAAAAGUCCUGAAUGUUAAAAGCAUUACAUAAAAUUGUGAUAAUUUUGGAGAAAAUGUUCAAAAGAUUGUUACAUUACAACAAACAGUCUCGAGAGAAGAGCUAUUACAUGUUACAUUGACUGUAAAUAUAUAAUUAUGACUAUGGAAACAAUGCAAAAAUUGGGCAUUUUAUUAAAGUACAGUAUGGUGAUUAGGACAAAAUGUAUAAUUAUUUGUUUGUUUGUUAAACACUUUGCAACAUGCAUUUGAGUGAAUGUCAUAUUAUAAAAUGUGAAUUAUUUCCCUUAUGAUAGCCUUUUUCAUGAAACCUCUGUUAAAAGCUGAUCAGAUUUUCACCAUCAGGCUGAGUGCGGAAUGUUAAAUCAUGUUUAUGUUUGAUAACUGAACACAAUGAUAUUUUUUAGGUGCUUGUUUCAGAUCAGCCAAAAUUUUUUUUAUUAGAUUUCAGAUUUUAAAAAGUUAUUUAGCUAUAUUUUUUCUGUUUUUUAAAGAUAAACUAUUUUUUUUAAUUUAGUAUUUUUUUUUCGCUGGGAAGGAGAUUGGAUGCUUAGAUUAUAGAUAAAACUAUUUCACUACUCAUUUCAAGCUUGUGUCACUGGCAAUAAAUACACAAGCACUCUUUUUUAAUAAAAACAAUAAAUAUCUCAGUCAUUUUUUACAUACUAGUAACUUUAGUGCUUGGAAAUUAAUAAAAAGGUACUUUAGGUAUUGAUUGAUUGUAAAUGAUAAUGUGUGCUGGUAAAAAUUGCUGUUUGAUAGUUUUGACUUUUGAAAUUUACAUGCUUUGAUAAAGUGCAUGCUAUAUUAGCAUUAUAAAGUGAGUGUUAUUCAGAUAGUGCAUAAUUUGUCUGUUGAAUUCAUUGAAUUUGUAAUGUAUACAUGUUCCUUGGUAUAUAAAACAAUAUAAAAUGAUGAAACUAGAGAAGGUUUUCAAAGUCUAUUUGAUGAGAGAUGAUCCUGUUACAGUAUUUGUACCAGUUUUUUUGAAAUGUGCAAAUGAGGCAUGAGUUUUAAAGUUUUUGUUAAAUGCUAAGUUGAUUCUAAAAGUUAAUUCUACACACGGAGUUUAAUUUUAAAUUAGUCUUUCACGUGUCUUGCAAAAUUCAGACUUUUAGUUCACAAUAAAUACUUAACUGCUAAACUGUCACAGACGGUGAUGAAGUAGGCAAGCUCCAACUUGUAUACAUCUCGACAAAUAAUUUGCACAUCUCUCCCUCUCUUUUCUCUUGCUUUUAAUAAAGUGUGUCUUCUGAAAGUGUUAACCGUAGCUUCAACUUUCUAGAUUGUUUAAAAUAAUUCUAGUAAUUGAUUACCGAAUAGCUUCUGUAUGUAAUAGUUCCUCAAGGCCAGACGACACAUUCCUCAAUUUAAUAUAACAUUUUCCAGGAAUUUGUUAUUGAUUUACCACUAUCUUGCAAAAAAAAAUUAGGGUACCUUACAAGGCAUUUGUGCAAGGUACUAGAGUAUGCAAUUUCCUAUUUAAUCCUAUUGGAAAUACACUUCAAUUGCUGAUAAAGAAAAUUUAAGAUUUGAAAAAUAAUCAUUUUUUGCGGAACGUGUCGUCUGAACUCACACAAAUGCUAAUCUGCUUAAAACGACAUCACAUAACAAUGCCCACGCGUCACAAUUAUGUACUUUAUUUACUCAGGGUAGUAGAGAGUGAAAGUAACUUAUAGAUGUGUUCUUGACUAUUUGUGAUCCUUCCAUUAUUAAAUCAGUGAAAAUGUU
This is a messenger RNA of Magallana angulata, 4745 nucleotides long. Its product is annotated as mitochondrial coenzyme A transporter SLC25A42-like. Lineage: Eukaryota; Metazoa; Mollusca; Bivalvia; Ostreida; Ostreidae. The transcript has 8 exons. Gene Ontology annotation, biological process: transmembrane transport. The record is from RefSeq and is a predicted model, not a curated record. The coding region runs from base 330 to 1373 and encodes 347 amino acids.